Messenger RNA from Dromiciops gliroides (monito del monte), 4089 nucleotides. It is a transcript of the gene MAP7D3, whose product is annotated as MAP7 domain containing 3. The transcript is spliced from 19 exons. Gene Ontology annotation, biological process: microtubule cytoskeleton organization. The coding region runs from base 108 to 2540 and encodes 810 amino acids. Lineage: Eukaryota; Metazoa; Chordata; Mammalia; Microbiotheria; Microbiotheriidae. The record is from RefSeq and is a predicted model, not a curated record. Gene Ontology annotation, cellular component: microtubule cytoskeleton.
CCUUCGCACGCCGGGACUGGAGCGGCGGGCAGCGAGGUCGAGGCGUCCGGCGCCCCCGAGCCUGCGCAGUGCGAGCCGAGCGCCAGUCGCGGCUCCCGGGACCGAAGAUGGCGGACGCCGGCGGUAGCGGCAGCGGCAGCGGGACAUCCCUCAGGGGGAUGCGAGAACAGUUGGUUGCCGCAGCCCAAGCAAUUGCUGAAGAGAGAAGAAACCAAAGUGGCAGUGCUACUGUUCUACCCCAGCCUUCAAAUAUAAAGUCAUCAACUAAGCCAGUGAUAGACGGCUCCGUUCUGAGAUCUGAUGAAAGGCAAAGACUGGCAAGAGAGCGCAGAGAGGAGCGGGAAAAGCAAUAUGCUUUUAAAGAAACACAGCUACUUGAGAAAGAGAAAAAGGCAAAACUCCAAUAUGAAAAGCAGAUGGAAGAACGACAGAGAAAGAUAAAAGAACAGAAACAGAAAGAACAACAGCGACGAGCAGCGGUGGAAGAGAAAAGGCGGCAAAAGUUAGACGAAGAAAAGGAACAUUAUGAGGCAAUGGUUAACCGUACUUUGGAACGUAGCAACCGCCUGGAACAGCGACAGAAGAGAUGGUCAUGGGGAGGCUCUGUAACACCAGAUUCAGACAGCAAAUCUGGUCUGUCGAGUGCUACCCCACCCAAUCCUGUAGAUUUAGUUGACAAACUCCCUUCUUCCACAGAGCCGCAGACUGCAGAAGAAGGUGGAUCCAGUGGCAACAAAUAUGCUUCAUCUACAAUGAAUCUCAAACAAACAGAAUCCAUUAUCAAUAAACGUUUGUCUUCAUCUUCAGCAACUCUCCCGAAUUCUGACAAGACUCGGCGCUUUCAGAUCAGUGCUCUGGAGAAUAGUAUAAUCAAUCGCCUUCUCGCCCCUACACAAGCCUCUUUAGCUAAAAGCAAAAGUGCUGCUGUAUUAUCUGCUGCUGGAAAAGAUUCCUCAGAAUUUCACCUCUGUCCUCGUUCAGCUGCCUCCAGUACUAUCAGCUACCCACUGCAGGCCCCCAAAAUGCCCAUGCGCAGCCGCAGUAUUGACAGACCGAAGACUUCCAUGGCAGCUGUUUCAACAAAUGCUACAGGUUCUAUGCAGAAGUCAGAGGUGGACAAGUAUGCAUCAGCUCGUGCUGCAAGGCGAGCUCCAUCACCAUCUCUAUCAACUCGUAAGAGAUCACCUUCACCUGCUAGCGUUAAGCGUCCUCCAUCUCCCUCUACAUCGAACAGACUAACUCAGAGAAGUCGUCCACCAUCUCCUAUUACAUUAAAACAGCAGCCGUCAUCUCCCAUCUCUAUGGUAAAAGCUGCUUUUAAACCUGUUCAACGCCCCUUGAUCACACCAACUGUUACAAGUAUUACCAAAAAGAGUAGGAUGCCUGAAACAGAUAGCAAACCAAAGGAUGUAUGUGAAGAAGACAGAAAACAAGAAAAACGAACAUCACCAGCUUCAGAGAAAGACAGGGUAGCAUCUGCUGGAAAGACCAAAGAAGAGCCAAGUAGCAAAACUGGACCAGGGACCACAAGUGCUGAAGAAGCUGCUAAAAUUUUGACAGGGAAACGACAGCUGGCUCGGGAACUAAAGGAUCGAGAGGAAUGGGAAAGAUGUCAAAAAGGAGAGGAAAGGAAAGUGAAAGAGGAUAUUGAAAAGAAAGCAGUUGACAAUGAGGAAAAAAGGGAAGCCGGGCUCUGUCAACUUGAGGAAACAAGGUCACCGGAAGAACAGCAGCAGAAGACAGAAGAGAACAAGGCCCAGGAGGAACAGGAACGUCUGGCUGAACUCCAGCAGCAGAAGGAGGAAGCAGAGGCCAAGGCCCAGGAAGAAGCUGCCAGGCAGAGGCGAGAGCGGGAAAGGAUCAUGGAGCAGAGUGUCCAGGAGCGUCUGGAGAGGAAGAAGAGAAUUGAAGAAAUUAUGAAGAGAACCAGGAAGGUGGAGCAGAAUUCUGAGCAGAGUGAAGAGAAGUCUAAGAAUGAAGCUGUUGAUGAGGACGAUGCUGAUGAAGCAGAUGAAGGAAGUGUGGAAACAGUGGACCCACUGGCCAAGGUCACUGAGAGUGGCUCACCUGAGGACGUCAAGACCCCAGGAGGGCUUAGUGAUAAGACAUUGCCCAAACUGGCUUAUAUGGAACAAGCUGAAGCUGGAAACAGAGAUGAGGCUGAAGGACUCGUCACCAAUGGUGAUGAGAUGGCCACAGAGCCAGGAAAUAGAGAUUAUUUGCAUAUGACUCUGGCAACAGAUUCUAGCCUUUCUGCCAAAGACAUGGUUACUCCCAACUCAGAAAUGGUGGUUGCUGACGAAGCUGAGCACACAUCAAACCUGAAUGGAAAAUCCAACACAUGGACUUUGGAUGAGAUUAUUGAACUUGGAGUUCAUGCCAAAUCCACAAAAUUGAAUUCCAGCAACAGUCCUUCCAAUAGCUGUACUCAAAACUCAAGUGAUGCUGCUACAUUUGCUCCAGGUCCCAAGUUAGCCUUUGAGGAGGAUGCAGGGAUGACUUCUUUGACCACAUCUGGAGGAAGCAAUUCAGAUUUCUAAACGGCUCCAGUCCUGGAAGUCACUGGAUCCCAUCUAAAGAUCUUUCUUCAGGAAGCUGCUUCUUGCCUUUACCCUGGUUCAACCCUGUUAAAAUCAAGCUCCCAGGAGAGGGGAUACUUCUCCCUGCGCACCUUGAAUACUUUCAGGGAGUUGCUGACGUCCUUUUGUGUUUGUCAUGUUUCCUUCUGGGGUGUUGGACUGUCAGUGUGACAUGGUUUCCUGGCAAAAUGUUAUUUCUGUUUCCUUUAAUAAUUUCCUUUAAGCUGUCUCUUGCUUGUUUUAUUUUCCCUUUGGCGUAUGCAAAAUGAUGAGGAAGCAUCUAAACUGACUGGUAAAUAUUGUACUUGAGAAGGAAAGAAUCUGCUUCCAGCCGUUAUUUAAAACCCCUCAAUAGCAUUCAUCCCUUGACUGUUAGACUCUCUAAGAUCCAAUCCUGGGAAAGAGAUUACUAGAUCUCUCAGAUGACCCAAGACUGCUCUCAGGAGUGGUCACAUUCUUAAAUACACACAUUUUGGUGGUUUCGUAGUUCUGCAUAUUGUAUUUUGCCAUAAUUUAUAUAUCUUUACUUUCAUGAAAAUAUCUUAAGUUGCAUUCUGUACAUGUAUACACACACACACACACGCACACACGCACACACGACAUACACGUACUACCUUCUGAAUCACAUGACCUGGGGAAGUGUUUGUCCCUGGUGUGGUUACAAUUUGUCAUGUGUUUUUUUUUUAACUCUUUCCUUUCACACUGCAUAUUUCCGUCUUCACAGUCAUGUAAGUAUUAUUUUCACAUAUGGAAAACAGUAUCACAGCCAUUGCCUUGUGGCAUUGGUUUGUUCAUUCAUAAUGGUCUUAGACUCUUUUUUUUUCCCUCUGGGUAUGUGCUGUAUUCCCUUACCCAUUAAAGGCUGCAGUAAGUGCUAUUUAACCAAAAUGUUCCUACCUUUCUACAGCAUGAAGGGAUGAAUUGCCUCCGUUGAAAUAGCUGCAAAGAAAUUCACCAAGAGUCUUAAGCCCAUGUAAUAACACACACACAAACACACACAAUGGAUAAGUGGUUUAUGAAAAUUACUUCAUCAAAUCCUACUUAAACCAUUGCCUGUUACUUGAGUAUAAAUUAAUCAGCCUAACUGCUAAUGAAUUUUUUAUUGUUGAAUCACCAGCUUUUUGAGGCAGAACUGUGUUCCUCUCUCAAACCCACUCUUGAAUGAGGAGGAGGGACCCUCAUCCUUCCUGAUGUCUUAGACCUUUGCCAUUCAGAGGAAUCGCUGGAGGUGAGAACAGUGCCUUAGGUCCAACAGUUGUACUUUUGUACCCUAGCUCUUUCAUUCUAGCAGAGACAAUCGUUUGAAGAAACAAGAUGCAGGUUUUCUUUCUGCACGUAGGUUAUUUGGUGAAAACCCGUUACAGCUGUAUGUAUAUAUAUGUUCACUCUACUUUGUAGAUGGAUAGUCGUUAUUUUAACAGUUAACAUAGUUAUUCUGUAAGAAUAGUACCCCUUAUUAACAGUUAUGACCAAGUACAUCAGAAAGAUUGAAUAAAUUCGACUCAAAUUU